Molecule: messenger RNA, 1763 nt
Organism: Macrosteles quadrilineatus (aster leafhopper)
Lineage: Eukaryota; Metazoa; Arthropoda; Insecta; Hemiptera; Cicadellidae
Product: pyridoxine/pyridoxamine 5'-phosphate oxidase-like
Exons: 8
Coding region: 1-870 (289 amino acids)
Biological process (GO): pyridoxine biosynthetic process; pyridoxal 5'-phosphate biosynthetic process
Molecular function (GO): FMN binding; pyridoxamine phosphate oxidase activity
Source: RefSeq, a predicted model, not a curated record
AUGAGGACAGAACAACGUAGCCAACCAGAGGCCGAGAUACCAUACAAGGGAGCAAUGGUCCCCACCGGUUUGGAUGAGGAAAAAUUACUUAAACGCGGAACAUAUUUCAAUGUAUGGAUUUUCUUUACGAACAGUGGAAACUCCUUGGAAUCAAGGGUUUACCGGGCUGUGGUAUUCUUAUCCACACGACUCCAGUCCACCAGCGCAAUUCCACAGACGACAGUACCAGAAACCAAGGAGCCUACAGGACUUCAUCAUCUCAAGUCGGAUUAUGCUACUCCUUUUGGCCUGUUUAAGGAAUGGUACAGAGAACACCAGCAUCCUAACAAAGUUGUUUCAAAUGCUCUCACUUUUUCCACAUCCAACAAAGCUGGGAAGUUGAGCUCCCGCACUCUCAUCCUUCGACGAUUGGACGAUGACGGGUUCGUUAUAAUGACUGACAAACGCAGCAAAAAGUGCAAAGAUCUGGAAGAAAACCCGUACGCGUCGAUGGUAUUCCUAUGGCUCAGCAUGCAUGAUAGCUCCUUACUCUCUCGCCAGGUUCGCGCCGAGGGGCCGGUCCAUCAACUGGUGCCCGAGGACAUGGAGGAGUUGUACCAGGUGGAACCCUUAUUCUGCAAGAUCAGGGCUCACAUCUGUCACCAGGGGCAACCCGUGGACUGGCAUAAGCACAAGGACAACCACGACAAAGUACUCGCCGAGUGGGAAAGAGGAGUUCACGACCUAGCCAGACCUGACCAUGUGGUGGCGUACAAGCUUGUCCCAGAAGGAGUGGAGUUCUACGAAGCCCUGGGUCUGACCAUUGGCGACCGACUGCUCUACGAGAAGGCAGGGAAGGAAGACUGGAAAAUCACCAGAAUCGCUGCAUAAACAUUCAAUUGUUAAAAGUCUUCACAAAAUGAUUAAAACUCCAAUCCAUUUCGUUGUACAUGAAAAAAGACAAGACAACCAACGAAUGAAACAACCUGUGUAAGAAUGUAUUGGUUUUAACUAAAAAAAAAUAAAAAUAAUUGUCAUUAAUGUUUCAUAGGUAGAGGAAGUAUUUUUCAUAAAAAUAUUGACAUAUGCAGUAAAAUUCUAGACACAUGACUCUUUAGAAUUACCUAAGUGUUUUAUUGGUCGUAUGCUCAUAAAGUAGAAAACAAAUCGGACAAAAUUAAAUCCCCCGUCGCAUUCACACCUGCAGAUCAUAGGAAUUUACAGUUGCUUUAAAAAAAAAAUUUAUUCCAAUUCAAAGCUAUUUUACUCUCUAUUUGAAUUAUAUCCAAACAUACGUAAUCAAAAAUUAUAUUUUGACAACUUUAAAUAGACUUCGAUCCAUAAGCGUGUAUUUAAAAAUGUCCAAAAAAAUCCAUACAGUACGUUAUUCCGGAGUGUUUUUUACCAUCCAACACAUUAUCAACCAACUUAAUAAUGUUGAGUGUAUUCAUAAAAGUCGUCAAGUAUGUAAUAUAGGGCACAUCUAGCAGGAGAAAAUAGUGCUAGUAUUUGAAGUAGGUUGAAUGAAGUAAUUGUUGAAAUAAAAUUUUACUCAGUUUUGCUUUUUCACUCUUGGCACUGUUUGAGAAAGGUUUCACUUUUGUAUUACAACUGUAGCAACUACUAAUGACCUUUAUAUUCACUUUUUUUAAAUAGUACGUUUACACAUAGAAAUCACAUAGAGUGCAGAUUGUUAAAGUAUAAACUGAAGCAAUAGUAGGAUUAUUUGUUAAAAUAGGAUAAGUAUUGUCGUUCAUAAAAUAAAUAUGUUUUUAAUAUGAAAA